Molecule: messenger RNA, 1254 nt
Organism: Clonostachys rhizophaga
Lineage: Eukaryota; Fungi; Ascomycota; Sordariomycetes; Hypocreales; Bionectriaceae
Source: the annotation of a GenBank genome assembly
AUGGCCCCGCUACUGGGAAACCGCGGCAUCCAGGUGUCCGUGCCGGUUGGCGGACAGGUGAUGAGUGUUAUUCUUUCCAUGAUAUCACUCAGUGUCCUUUCUGUAUUCCUCAGUAUGAAAGACCAGCCCCGUUCUCUGUUCGGAAAGGGACUCACUAAUGUUCCUACACAGCAAAAAGAGUGCUCACCGUCAAAUAUUGGCAGAAGCUUCCUUUCGUUGUAUGGGGUACGUAAUCUCCUCUACCAGCACUCUGUUUGUUGGAUUUUGCCAGCCCUGACUGACGAUAUCUUAGUAACAUUCGCGAUCUACUUGGUAUCAUAUUUAUUCGUCUUCGUCACGGCAUUAUUACAGUACUCAUUUGGAGUCAAUUCAAGUUAUGGCCUCUGCGAUGGAGCCAUCUUACUGUGUCUCGUCUGUUAUGUUCUCACCAAGGCACAGCUCAUCUACCUGUUUCUGGUCGAGAAAGCCUACAUCAUUCGGAACUCGCCAAAGCGGCGGAUGCAAUCGAAAUUGUACCUGUUCAAUUCUUUUGGCAUCAUAACCGUGUUCAUCGUGGUCAUAGUACUAAACUUUUACUACCGAAUUGUCAGAAUGGAAGAAGGCAUUUGCUACAUCGGAAUGAAGGGCCUCGGCAUUAUCCCCCUUAUCACCUUUGAUGGGCUUGCGAACACAUACCUGACGAUGAUGUUCCUUAUCCCUCUCAGAAAACUUUAUUCAUUCAAGAACAUGGCGAGGACGUCGGCAAAUAUCCGCCUGCGGAAUGUUGCUUUCCGCACAUUCAUAGGGUCGGUUUGCACCCUGCUGAGUAGCGCAGUAAACCUUACUGUUUUGGCGGCGCUAAACGGGGAACCGGGCUGGGUUUGCCUGAUGUGCUGCAACUGUGACGUGCUCUUCUCCGCCAUCGUUAUCUACUGGGUGACGUCCAAGGACAAUGCAGGCACUACGGAGACCAACUCAUCGCGCAAUGUCGGCAACGGGUAUGCGGAGAACAGCAUGGGCAGCGCGAUCCCCAGACCAACCCACCGUGCCGAGCGCGAAUACGAACCCUCAACCAGCGAUGAAGUCGUGCUUAUGACUCCUGGGAGAUCAAACCGAGGGCCAACUACUCGCGACGAUGAUGACAACAGCUCCAAGACGAGCAAUUCCAAGGAGAAGGUUAUCGUCGCCGCCACUAUCAGACCUCAGAGCAGCAUCGACGCAAGCAUUGACGCAAAUCGAAGUCCAGGAGAAGAUCUAUAUCGCCAAAAUCCCUAA